This is a messenger RNA of Micromonas commoda, 246 nucleotides long. RefSeq lists its product with no specific name. The transcript has a single exon. Lineage: Eukaryota; Viridiplantae; Chlorophyta; Mamiellophyceae; Mamiellales; Mamiellaceae. Bases 1 to 246 code for a protein of 81 amino acids. The record is from RefSeq and is a predicted model, not a curated record.
AUGCGCCGCUCAGCCGUCUACGCGCGCUCCGACGGCGAAGGCGCGGACGAUGAGACCGAGGGGCUCGCGUCCGGCGAAGGGUCCUCCGCCCAACGCGCGUGGAGGACGCGCACGAGCCGCAUGGACGCGCUGCAGGAACCGGUGCCGACGGGGGUGGUUAAGGGAUUCGCCCUCGCCGCGGUGCUCUUCGUCCUGGUCAAGCUGCUGCAGGGGUGGAUGUGGGGCGACGGAGAGGAGGUCAUCUAG